Messenger RNA from Spodoptera littoralis (African cotton leafworm), 1944 nucleotides. The record is from the annotation of a GenBank genome assembly. NCBI's taxonomy places the organism in Eukaryota, Metazoa, Arthropoda, Insecta, Lepidoptera, Noctuidae.
AUGGUUUUAAGUAUAGUGUUGUCCUUAUCAUUCGUCGUGUUGGUAUCAUCCAACAACGGCUUCCAACCGCACGAGGUAUCAAACUACCAAAAUAUAUACACAACCCUCCCAGCCAACAUACCAGCCGAAAACAACCCCUAUCUUCAAAUAAAUACAGCCCAAAACCCGAUAACGCAAGAUAACUUACAACCUUUCAACAUUAGACAGAUUUUAUUGAACAGAAUCCUAUCAAGCCCACCCUUGCAGACGAUUUUCGAACAUAACUCAAAAGGAUAUGGUACAAAUUCCAUUGAUUGUAACAAUAAUCCGAUUGAAACAUUACUGAGAAAUAAUUACGAAGCUUCGACUACAGAUUAUGGACGUUUGAAUAAUGAUGUUAAUACUAAUACUAAUAGGAAUAAAGAUAAUGAAUCUAAUAUAGAAACUGAAGGAAAGCGUAGAAAACAUAAAAGGAGAAAAAAUUCUAAAUCUAAAAGGAAACCAGAAGAGAAUAUAAAUAAUCAUAAUCAUAAUGACACAGAAGAUAAUAACAAAGAAACCAGCAAAAGGUCAAAAAAGCGCUCUAAAAGACCUAAACAAGAUUCUCCUAAAGAAAACCAAGCUGAUAACAAUGAGAAUUUAGAGAAAAAGAACACCAAUAGACCUAAAAAACGGAAAAACAAAGAUAAUGAAACAAAUACUGAAGACGUUACUACUGAAAACCCUAAGCCGAGAAGAAGGCAUAAGAAGAAACCUAAAUCAGACGCAAAUGCUACAGACACAGCUAAUUUGGAACAACAGUUACCAGAAUUAAGAUUAAUCAACGAUGAUCUAAACUUAGCCAGUCUCUGCGAGGGUAUUACUGAAGAAUGCAGGCUACCAAGGAACUUGAAACAAGAAAAUAUCGAUAUACAGAAGCCUGUGACAAAUGCAGUUGACAAUUUCCCAAAUUCUUUUAGUUUCAAAACUUUCCAACAUUUAUACAACAACCCAUCUAUGACCAAUUUCUUAGCAAAUUAUGAGAAUAUUUAUAAAAACAUGCUAAACGCUAAUAAUCCUACAAAUGAGCCCCGAAAUGUGAGUAAGAAAAAACCGAAAAACACAAGAAAAACUCAAAGAAAAACCACUGUUAACAAUAAAAAUUCAACUGUAACUGCUAAUGAUAAAAUAACUCCACCAAGUCCCGUUAACUCUAAUAUAAACGAAACUUCGGAAAAACCGCCACAAGUGACCGAUAUAGCUCAAGCAAAUAACAACUCAACCACUGAACCCGAAAGCUUAAAUUUAAUUGAUACACCAAUGGAUGAUAAAGAGAAAAUACCAGACAAAGAUUUUAUAGAUACAGAAACUAAAGAUUCAGAAGAACCAUUUCUUAAUUACUAUGACGGUUACAUAGACGAUUAUUACCCACUUUUUACUGAUAAUGCAGCUUAUACAGCUAAUAACAGAGAAGUUUACGUCCAACAUUUGGGUGACACUAAAUACUAUUACACUAUAGAUAAGAACAAUCCAGAAGGAUUUGGAUUACCUGGACAUGUCACAAAAGAAUAUAAUCAUAACAAAAAAUACGAUGAAAUAGAAAAUAUACGCCCUAAAGAAGAUAUAGUACAAUUCCGUACUCCUCCACUGCUAGAAGCACCAGAUUUUGAAACAAGAAAAGUAGAAAUAGCUGAAGUAAACCCUGAAGCUUAUUAUAAUAGAGAUGAUAAUCCAAAAACUUCCACAUAUUCUCCGGUGAAGCACACAGAAGUAAAGAAGAAUGGUUUAAAUACAGCAGAAGAUAAAAAUAUUGAAACUUUGUUCGCUAAAUCUAAAGUUGCUAAAUACGGGACUGCUUAUAAACCAGAAGAAAAUGAGCAAUCUUCUGAAGAGGCGAUUGAGGUGAAAGAAGAAUUAAACGAAGACAGUUUUAAAGAUGGCGGAACGACUUAUGUUAUAGCUAAAAGUUUGGGUUAUAGGUACUGA